Molecule: messenger RNA, 1556 nt
Organism: Sander lucioperca (pikeperch)
Lineage: Eukaryota; Metazoa; Chordata; Actinopteri; Perciformes; Percidae
Gene: gmppb
Product: GDP-mannose pyrophosphorylase B
Exons: 10
Coding region: 207-1289 (360 amino acids)
Biological process (GO): cell wall mannoprotein biosynthetic process; GDP-mannose biosynthetic process
Cellular component (GO): cytoplasm
Molecular function (GO): mannose-1-phosphate guanylyltransferase (GTP) activity; GTP binding
Source: RefSeq, a predicted model, not a curated record
CGGCUCCACAGGAAACUAAACAAGGAAUCCGGGUCUGAGCGAUCCUACGUGUCAUUCCCGGAGUUUCAGUGAUUCAGAAAGCUCCCGGAGACUUUUGGUGAACCAAGUUCUUUCACUGUGUCUCUCCUCUCUCCCGCACAGGCUGGCUGCUGUCUUCUGAUUGGUGAGCUGCGGUCACCGUGGUAACGGCAGCUAACGGCAGAAGCAUGAAGGCUUUGAUCCUGGUUGGGGGCUACGGGACCCGGCUGCGACCGCUCACGCUGAGCGUCCCCAAACCGCUGGUGGAGUUCUGCAACAAACCCAUCCUGCUGCACCAGGUGGAGGCUCUGGUCAAGGCUGGUGUGGACCAUGUGAUUCUGGCGGUGAGCUACAUGUCGGAGCUGCUGGAGAGAGAGAUGAGAGUCCAGGAGGAGAGACUUGGCAUUCGUAUCUCUCUGUCUCAUGAGAAGGAGCCUCUGGGAACUGCGGGCCCGCUGGCGUUGGCUCGAGAGCUGCUGAAUGUCGACAACGAGCCGUUCUUCGUCCUCAACUCGGACGUCAUCUGUGAUUUUCCGUUCAAAGACCUGCUGCACUUCCACCGUAACCACGGCAACGAGGGGACCAUCGUGGUAACGCGGGUGGAGGAGCCCUCUAAGUACGGUGUGGUGGUGUUUGAGGUGGACAGCGGGAGGAUACAUCGCUUCGUUGAGAAGCCGCAGGUCUUCGUCUCCAACAAGAUCAACGCCGGCAUAUACAUCUUCAAUCCCAGCAUGCUCAGCAGGAUCCAGCUGAGACCAACAUCCAUAGAGAAAGAGAUAUUUCCUGUCAUGGCGGAGGAGGGACAGCUGUACACCAUGGAGCUACAGGGUUUCUGGAUGGACAUUGGUCAGCCUAAAGACUUCCUAACAGGGAUGUGUAUGUACCUUCAGUCGGUACGACAACACGCUCCCGAGAGGCUGCGCACGGGGCCAGGUUUCCUAGGCAACGUCCUGGUGGACCCCAUGGCGCAGAUUGGGCAGAACUGCACCAUCGGGCCGAAUGUGACCAUCGGCGCUGGCGUGGUCGUGGAGGACGGGGUCAGGAUCAAACGCUGCACGGUGCUGAAGGGAGCGCGGGUUCGCUCGCACUCCUGGCUGGAGAGCUGCAUCGUGGGAUGGAGCUCUUCUGUAGGCCAGUGGGUCCGUAUGGAGAACGUCACGGUGCUGGGCGAGGACGUGAUCGUGAACGACGAGCUUUACCUGAACGGUGCCAACGUGCUGCCUCACAAAUCCAUCAACGAGUCGGUCCCAGAGCCGCGAAUCAUCAUGUAGCAUCGGGCGGAGCAGGAAUCGCCCAGCGCCUUCUGACAAACUCCACUAACACCCAAACUGUGCCAGCGAGAGAGAGAGAGAGAGAGACGGGUGGAGGAGGAAGGCAAGAGGAGGAGAGAGUUCUUUUCUGUUUUUUUUUCAUUAAUUUGGACUUUUUAGCCCUGCUUGGCUGCACCGUCCAUCAACUAGAAACGAUGGCCUAAACAUGAGCUGUCAAAAAGCAGCCUGGCCCGUCAGGAAGGUUUAUACGUACACUUCUGUCAGCGC